UGCCCCGCCCGCCCCGUCGCGUCGCGUCGCGUGGCGCCCGGCGGCGGCUGCGCAGAGCGGCGGCGCCAUGAGCGAGGAGCGGCUGCGGCGGGUGCGCGAGCGCGUGCGGCCCUUCCCCGACUUCCCGGUGCCCGGCGUGCUCUUCCGCGAUAUCAGCCCCUUGCUGAAGGACCCGGCAGCUUUCAGGGCUUUGAUUGACCUUUUGGAAGCUCAUUUGAGGGCCUCUUUCCCCCACAUCGACUUAAUCGCAGGCCUGGAUUCCCGCGGCUUCCUCAUCGGCCCGCCUCUGGCGCAGCGGCUGGGCAUCGGCUUCGUGCUGAUUCGGAAGAAGGGGAAGCUGCCCGGUCCGACGGAGUCCGUCUCCUACACCCUUGAGUACGGCAAGGCUGAGCUCGAGAUCCAGAGCGACGCCGUGGAGCCGGGCCAGAAGGUGGUCAUCGUCGACGACCUGCUCGCCACCGGAGGCACCAUGCGGGCGGCCUGCGAGCUGCUGGGGAGGCUGGAGGCGGAGAUCCUCGAGUGCCUGGUCAUCAUCGAGCUCAAGCUCCUGCGAGGCUCCGAGAAGCUCCAGCCGUUCCCGCUCUACUCGCUGCUGCAGUACGACUGAGGUGCUGGCGGUCCCGCGGCACCGGGUCGGGGCCGUCCCACGUCCCCUCCUGGCUGCCCCGGGCCGGGGGACCUGCCGCCUGCGGCGGGAGGCCGAGCGGGUGCUGUAAAAACCCAAGUCCUGUUUAUUUUCUGAGCCUCUGGUUAAGGUCCAUUUGGUGUAAGAAUCCUUUCUUUGAGUUCAUCCCUCUGGGCAGAGGGAACAGCCUGGUCAUUUUGAGGAAGAAGAGCAAGAGGCAGGGUUAGCGAUUUAUUUUUUAAUAUUAUUAUUAUUAUUAUUUUUUAAGGAGACCAAAGUGAGAACGGUGCUGCUGAGGGCAGGAGCAGUCUGGUAGCCUUGCUAGGCCCAGCGUUGCCUUUGGGCUAAGUUGCAUGUUGUCCGCCCGGGGCCCCCCCGGCCGCGGACGUGCUCGUCCCUCUGGCACGGGUGGGCUCGGUCACGAGGGCGGAUGCAUCCCCGUGUGCCAAAGCUGCCCUGUGCCUGAAAACGCUGCGGGGCUGGCGUCCCCGGCUUUACAGGGGUUGAACUCGCUGAUAAAAUAAAUGCUGACUUUUAUUUUUUUUAA
Dromaius novaehollandiae (emu) is the source of this 1172-nucleotide messenger RNA. RefSeq names its product adenine phosphoribosyltransferase (gene APRT). The coding region runs from base 68 to 607 and encodes 179 amino acids. Gene Ontology annotation, cellular component: cytoplasm. Lineage: Eukaryota; Metazoa; Chordata; Aves; Casuariiformes; Dromaiidae. The record is from RefSeq and is a predicted model, not a curated record. Gene Ontology annotation, biological process: AMP salvage; adenine salvage. Gene Ontology annotation, molecular function: adenine phosphoribosyltransferase activity; AMP binding; adenine binding. The transcript has 5 exons.